Messenger RNA from Papaver somniferum (opium poppy), 924 nucleotides. RefSeq lists its product as uncharacterized. Lineage: Eukaryota; Viridiplantae; Streptophyta; Magnoliopsida; Ranunculales; Papaveraceae. The transcript has 2 exons. The coding region runs from base 1 to 924 and encodes 307 amino acids. The record is from RefSeq and is a predicted model, not a curated record.
AUGAAGGUAAAAGGUCGCAAGAAGAAUGUGGUUGUUGCAUCCCAAAAAAGUUCAAACAGAAAAGUUGAUAGUGGAGUCAAAAUUAAAGACCCGGUUGUUCCAUCCCAACAAGGUUCAACAACAAAAGAAGCUAGUAGUGUUCAAAGAAAAGUUGGUGGUGCGGUUGGUAUUAAGCAAUUAGCGAGAAGCCGAGGUCCGAUGAAAUCACCCCCUAUAGAUGAGGAAGGUAAUUAUAUCCGACCUACUUACACCAUAUACAAAAAUUACAUGCACUUUUUACCAUAUUUUAUUCAUGAGUAUGUCAAGUCCACCGAUGAUGUUGAGGGCGACGGAAAUUGUGGUUACCAUGUGUUUGUAGAUCAACUUGGACCUUUUGAGGAGGCAAAAGAAUGUGGUGACGACCAAAUUAUUUAUGUAAGGCAAAAGUGUUUGCUUGAACUACGUAGUUUCCCCGAUUUUUACAAGCCAAUGAAGAGAUUCGAAAGAGAUGACACGGAGGCGGUGCUAAAUGAGGAGUUCAAAGCAUUCGAAUUGCGUUUAAUGGGCAACAUUACAUUGACAAGUGAAUAUUGGAUGAGAAUGUCAAUAUGUGGCUAUCUACUCGCCAAUGCAUUCUAUUGCGUUAUUCAUUACAUCUCUUAUUCACAUAGUGUUACAUACGCACCAACAAGAUUUAUUUUUACUGAAGAAGAAUCACCAAAGAUAGUCAUCAUGGGGUUUGUGAACAUGAACCAUUAUAUUGGCCUCCAAUUGAAAGAUGGAUUCCCAUUACCUCCAUUAAGGAAGGGAGACGGUGGUGACCGCGAAAUUCCAUUGGGUUGGUGUCAUAGGUUCGAGGAAAGAUUUCAAUUGUUGGAUGCAUUACAGAUUUCGAGGGAUGGCCCUUGCUUACUAAUGACUUCCGAUGAGGAUGACUAUGAGUAA